UAUUUUUAUUAUUUAUUAUUCACCCACUGUUGCAUCAUGUAGAAUUGAGUAAAUGUUAUUUUUGAUAUUGAAAUUUAAAAUCGAAAACACCAUUGUGAGACUGAUUUGAUAAUAGAGGUUAUCAAAAUGACGAAAAUUCAUUGGUUCAGAACAUACUAAACGUCAUUCUCCGAAUACUGAUUGGUUAAUAAAAUAUGUUUGCUGGAUUAACAAAUUCUUUCGCAAGUUGACUAUAAAGAAGUAACCACGAUUUUAUUGAUUUAUUCGAAUAAAUUUUUUCAUAAUUGAAACGUAAAUAUGUCACAAAAUAUACUAGUUAUAGGAAACGGCGGUCGGGAACAUGCCAUAGUUUGGAAACUUUCUCAAAGUUCAAAAGUAAACAAAAUAUAUGUGAGUCCAGGUAGUUAUGGAAUUCAACAGGUGGCUAAAGCCGAAAAUAUCAUUUUAAGUACCUUCCAAGAUAUCAAAAAAUUCUGUAAAGAGCAACAAAUAUCACUAGUAGUAGUAGGACCUGAAGUUCCUCUAGCUAAUGGAAUUGCAGACGCACUUUCAACAGAUGGAAUCAAGGUAUUUGGACCAAAAAAAGAACCAGCUCAAAUUGAAUCUGAUAAAAAUUGGGCGAAAUCUUUCAUGGAUAAACAUGGUAUACCAACAGCUAAAUGGAAAUCGUUUACUAGUGCAACAGAUGCCAAGAACUUCAUCAACAAUGCUACAUUUGCAGCUCUAGUUGUAAAAGCAAGCGGAUUAGCAGCUGGGAAAGGGGUAGUUGUAGCAAAAGAUAAAAUAGAAGCGUGUAAAGCUGUCGAUGAAAUUUUAGGGGAUAAAAAAUUUGGAGAUGCUGGAGAAACAGUUGUAGUGGAAGAACUAUUAUCAGGGGAAGAAGUAUCUGUUCUAGCAUUUACAGAUGGAGUUACUAUAAGAGCAAUGUUGCCUGCUCAAGAUCACAAAAGAAUAUUUGAUAACGAUAAAGGUCCAAAUACAGGAGGAAUGGGUGCAUAUUGUCCGUGUCCUUUACUAUCCCCCGAACAAUAUGAUUACGUACAAAAGGAAGUACUGGAAAAAGCGAUUGAGGGAUUCAAAAAUGAAAAACUAAAAUUCGUAGGGGUUUUAUAUGCCGGAUUAAUGUUAACUCCAACCGGACCAAAAGUAUUGGAAUUUAAUUGUCGAUUUGGUGAUCCAGAAACCGAAGUUAUCCUACCUCUAUUAGAAUCCGAUCUGUACGAUAUCAUGAUAUCUUGUUGCGACGGUACUUUGAGUAAACAACAAAUUAAAUGGAAACAAAACGUUAGCGCAGUCGGUGUAGUACUAGCAUCUAAGGGAUAUCCGGAAACUUCUAGUAAAGGACAAGUUAUUUCAGGUCUCGAUGUUGUUAAUAAAGAUCUGAUUGUUUUCCAUUGCGGUACGGCUUUGAAAGAUGGUGUAGUAGUGACGAACGGUGGUAGAGUAUUGAUUUCAGUAGCUCUAGCUCCACAACUUACGGUUGCAGCUGCUAAGGCAACUAAAUCAUGUGGGAUUAUCAAAUUUGACGGUCAACAGUAUCGUAGGGAUAUAUCCCAUAAAGGGAUAGCGAGAUCAAUUCUUCAGUUUGGUAAACUAACCUACAAACAAAGCGGCGUCGACAUAGAUGCCGGCAAUGAUUUAGUUAAUCACAUUAAACCGGCUGCCAAAUCGACAAACAGAACCGGCGUUAUGGGAGGCCUAGGCGGUUUCGGUGGUCUGUUCGAUACCAAAGCCGCCGGAUAUAAAGAUCCUCUUCUAGUAUCCGGAACCGAUGGAGUCGGUACUAAAUUGAAGAUAGCUCAAGCUGUCGGCGUCCACGACACCAUCGGCGUAGAUUUAGUAGCCAUGUGCGUUAAUGAUAUUUUAGCCCACGGGGCGGAACCUUUAUUCUUCUUAGAUUAUUUCGCAUGCGGAAACUUGGAGGUCGACAUAGCUAAACAGGUAGUGACGGGAAUCGCCGAUGGGUGCAAAUUGGCGGGAUGCUCUCUUAUAGGUGGUGAAACGGCAGAGAUGCCGGAUAUGUACCAACCCGGAGAUUACGAUUUAGCCGGUUUUGCGGUUGGGGCUGUGGAAAGGGAGCGAUUAAUGCCUCGAAUCGAAACUAUAACACCUGGUGAUGCGGUAAUCGGUUUACCGUCGUCGGGGGUUCACAGUAACGGUUUUAGUUUGGUUAGAAAAAUAAUGAAAAUGGCGGGAAAGGAUUACAACAGCGUAGCACCGUUUAGUAAACGAAACAAAACAUUUGGUAGUGAAUUACUGACCCCAACGAAGAUCUACGUUAAAUCUGUUAUACCCGCUAUUAAAACCGGAAAAGUUAAAGCGUUCGGACAUAUAACAGGCGGUGGUCUGCUGGAAAACAUUCCUAGAAUACUUCCGGAUGAGGUGGCGGUCGAACUAGACGCCGCGCAAUGGUCUAUACCGACGGUGUUUUCUUGGUUGGCUACUGCUGGUGGUGUUCAUCAAUUGGAGAUGUUGAGGACGUUCAAUUGUGGAAUUGGUGGUGUGUUGAUUGUUAGCGGGGUGAAUGUGGAAGAGAUUUUGGGUAUUGUGAAAGAAGAAGGGGCAACUAUCAUCGGAAAAGUUGUAAAAAAAGAAGCAGAUCAGGUUAUUGUUAAUAAUUUCGCCGCUGUUAUGGAAAUUUCCAUGCGUACCUAUAUACAGAGUGUAGUCGAAAACAUACCCACUUUUAAAAAGAAAGUGGGAGUUUUAAUAUCGGGCAGUGGUACUAAUCUCCAAGCAUUAAUCGACGCCACUCAAGAUCCUAUGCAACAAAUUGGAGCCGAAAUCGUAUUAGUCAUUUCAAAUAAAACAGGAGUUGAGGGAUUGAAACGAGCCGAAAGGGCCGGUAUUCCAACAAAAGUAUUAAAUCACAAAAAUUACUCAAGUAGAUUGGAUUAUGACAUGGCAUUACAUAACGAACUAACCUCAUCCGGAGUGGAUAUAGUUUGCUUGGCAGGUUUUAUGCGGAUUUUGACUGGCGAAUUUACCAGAAAAUGGAAAGGGAGAUUAAUCAACGUUCAUCCAGCGUUAUUGCCACUUUUCAAAGGAGUAGACGCUCAAAAACAAGCUUUGGAAUCCGGUGUACGAAUAUCAGGAUGUACGGUUCAUUUCGUUGAGGAAGACGUCGAUGCUGGUGCUAUCAUAGUUCAAGAAUCUGUACCAAUAGAACUUGAUGAUACUGUGUAUUCCCUCACAGAAAGGAUAAAAACAGCAGAGCACCGUGCAUUCCCUAGGGCCUUGAAACUCUUAUCGAAUGAAAAAAUCAGUUUGAGUCACGAUAAUAAAAUAAUUUGGAAAUAAAUUUUGUUAUUUAGAAAAUAAACUUUUAUAUAUA
Molecule: messenger RNA, 3334 nt
Organism: Diorhabda sublineata
Lineage: Eukaryota; Metazoa; Arthropoda; Insecta; Coleoptera; Chrysomelidae
Gene: Gart
Product: trifunctional purine biosynthetic protein adenosine-3
Exons: 13
Coding region: 298-3300 (1000 amino acids)
Biological process (GO): 'de novo' IMP biosynthetic process; adenine biosynthetic process
Cellular component (GO): cytosol
Molecular function (GO): phosphoribosylformylglycinamidine cyclo-ligase activity; metal ion binding; phosphoribosylglycinamide formyltransferase activity
Source: RefSeq, a predicted model, not a curated record